Molecule: messenger RNA, 8016 nt
Organism: Vombatus ursinus (common wombat)
Lineage: Eukaryota; Metazoa; Chordata; Mammalia; Diprotodontia; Vombatidae
Gene: LONRF2
Product: LON peptidase N-terminal domain and ring finger 2
Exons: 12
Coding region: 198-2570 (790 amino acids)
Molecular function (GO): protein binding
Source: RefSeq, a predicted model, not a curated record
CCGCCGCCGCUGCUGCCGCCGCCCGGGAACGGGGGAGUGGAGCAUCUUCCCGUCCUCCUCCCUCCCUCCAUCCUCGUCCUCCCUCCUUGCUCCGCUCCUUCCUUUCUUUUCUCCCUCCCCCCACCCCAUCCCCACCCUUCUCCGAGUCUUCCCAGUGCGCGCGGCUAUGGCGUGAGGGGCGCCUCUGCCCCGCGGGGAUGGGCACCAAGCCGGGCCGGACCGAGCCGGUCUCGCCGCCGCCGGGCCCGGCCUCCGGGGCCCCGUGUCCCGAGCUGCUGGCGGUGGCGGAAGAGGCCUUCCGCGGCGGCAACUACGAGCUGGCGGCCGAGAUCUACGGCUCGCAGCUGGCCGAGCUGCCCCAGCCUGAGCGCAGCCUCUGCCUGCGGCGAGGGGACGCGCUGGCCCGGGCCGGCCGCGCCGCCGAGGCGCUGGACUCGUACAGCGUGGCCGCCCGCUUGGGCAGCCUGCGGCCGGAGGAGCUGAAGGAGCUCGUGGAGAGCUGCGCCCUGGCCAUCCGCGAGGAGCUGCGCCUGCCCCCCUGGGAGCCAGCCCCCGCCGGCGGCGGCGAGUCCAGCGCCGGGGAUGAGCCGGCUACGGCCGCCGGCCCACUCUCUGCCGCCGCCUCCGCCUCGUCCUCCAGCCUCGGCGCUGCCUGGGGCUUGUUCUGCUGCCCGCGGUGCCGGCUCCUGCUCUGCGACCCAGUGACCCUGCAUUGCGGACACACUCUGUGCAAGCGCUGCACCGAGACGGACCCCGGGCUUCCCGCCGGCCCCUGCUGCCCAGCCGCCAAGUCCCCGCCCAGUCGAAGGGACAGCUGCCCCUCUCGAGUCAACGUGGUACUGGGCAACCUGCUCGAGAAAUGUUUUCAGACAGAGAGCCGGGUGCGGAGGCUAGCCAGCCAGGCGGAGAGUUUGCGGCACCAACACGAGCUGGACGCAGCCUUGCACAAAUACGACCAGGCUUUGGAUCUGGCUCCUGGUGACAGUUUGUUAACAGUACAACGAGCAGAAUUAUGCACAGUCAUGAAGAAGUAUACUCAAGCCCUUCAUGAUGCAGACGUAGUUUGCAGAAGUAAACCCCUAUGGCCAAAGGGACAUUAUGUGAAAGCUCAGGCUCUUUCUGGAUUGGGAAGAACUGAGGAGGCAUUGAAGGAGUUUCUCUAUUGUGUUGCCUUAAAUCCUGGACGAGGAAAAGUAAAGAAAGAAGCCCAAAAGGUAAUGUGUGAAGUGUUUUUCCCAGCUUUGGAAAAUGUACAUGAAAAUUUAACAUCUUCCUUCCGAAGUCGAACACCUUACACCAGAUUGAAACCUAAAUUUACAAGUAACAUAAAUACUCAGUCUGAACUACGAGAUGAUUCUAGUGCAGGAUGUUCUAAGGAUUCUUUGUUCCAAUUCAAUAAAACUCUGUCCCAGGAGUCUGAUGUCUAUCAAAACUCCGAUUCUUCAGUUUCACAUCUUGUACUCGAUCAACAUUUUGAAGAUAAAAAAAAGACUUUUAAAACAACCCUUUCCAGUGUGUCUAGCACUAGUUUAAAGAGAGAGUUUCCUACUGAUUUGGAAGAUGUGCAGAAUUUGAACGUCCCUAACAAAAUUUCCAAGGAAGAUGGAGAGACCUUGCCUCAAAUUGUUUCAAGUACUAACGUGGGAGAGAGUCCAGUAAUCUUGGUAGAUGCAUCAGACUUUGAAUGUUCUCUUUGUAUGAGGUUAUUUUAUGAGCCUGUUACCACGCCAUGUGGACAUACUUUCUGCCUAAAAUGUCUUGAGCGCUGCCUUGACCAUACGCCAGAUUGUCCGUUGUGCAAAGAGAAGCUUUCUGAAUUUUUGGCAAGCAGAAGUUAUAAAAAAACCACAUUGACCGAAGAAUUAAUACUUCGCUAUUUACCAGAAGAGUUAUCCGACAGAAAAAAAGUUUAUGAUGAUGAAAUGAAGGAGUUAUCAAAUUUGACUAAAGAUGUUCCCAUCUUUGUGUGCACCAUGGCCUUUCCUACAAUCCCUUGUCCACUACAUGUCUUUGAACCUCGAUAUAGGCUUAUGAUAAGAAGAUGCAUGGAAACUGGCACCAAACGGUUUGGCAUGUGUUUAGCUGAUGAGCUUAAAGGGUUUGCUGAUUAUGGAUGCAUGUUGGAAAUUAGGGAUGUCAGAUUUUUUCCUGAUGGAAGUUCAGUCGUUGAUACAGUUGGCAUUAGUCGCUUCAGGGUCUUAAGCCAUGGUCUGAGAGAUGGAUAUAACACUGCAAACAUUGAAUACCUUGAAGAUAAAAAGGUGGAGGGACCAGACUAUGAAGAACUUGUCCAUCUUCAUGAUUCUGUGUAUGAUCAAGCUGUUUCCUGGUUCACUUCUCUUAAGGAGAACAUGAAAGCACAAAUUUUAAAUCAUUUUGGGUCAAUGCCAAGCAAGGAAUCUGAGCCACAGAGUAAUCCUAGUGGUCCAGCAUGGUAUUGGUGGCUCCUGGCUGUGUUGCCAUUAGAAAACCGGGCUCAGCUUGCUAUACUUGGUAUGACAUCCCUUAAAGAUCGUCUAAUUGCCAUCAGGCGUGUAUUAAUAUUUGUAACACGUAAAAGACCCAGAUGACAAGGGCUAAUUUAUAACCAGACAGAGGACAAACUGAGAUUUUUGUCUCUCUCAAGAUUGUUGGAAACCCUUAUGCUUUUAAGUGUCAAGCACAGGUGAAUAGCCAUCCAUUUUGGUGUGUGAGACACACUAAUUAUAGGGUCACAAAAUGGACAAUUUAUUAAACUUUGAACCCUACUCAGAAGUGAAAACACUGUGCCUGCCAUCCUGGUGGAACCUGAGCCUCUAUAAUGUAAUUCUGCAAUUAUAUUGGAGUCCAUAGAUGUGGAAACAAUUUUAAAAAAACUCUUCAUAGUAAAUGCUUCUAGCCUGCAAUACACUGUGCUCAAAGCACUGGAACACCACAAGUGGCUUAUGUGCAGUUUGAAUUUGAUAGGGGAAAAGAACUCCCUUGACAGUAAAAUCUCUUGCUAAAUUAGCUGUAUUUGCCAGAGGGAAACUAAAUUUUCAUGUGGAAGUAGUUUUCCCAGAGCACAUUGCUGAUACACAAUGUUGCCACCCUUUUUUGUGUUUACGAAAUAUUCUUGUCUGUGAAGUUGAGUAGUUAAGGCAUUGUCCAAUGAAAGCUAUGUAAUGUCUACAUAAGUGAUAGCUACUAAAUAGAGCUGUAUUUGGUAGCCUGUAGUAGUCCCUAGUGUUGUAAUUUGCAUGUUGUCAUCAAAUGAAUGUCAAAAUACAUCUGAAAGAGGUGUACUUUGAAAAUAGAAAAACCUAAAAGUAGUGCAUCUGGUCGGAAGCUAGCUAUUCAGUAAGGAAUCAAUAAGACCAAGGUAGUUCACUACAUUUAUAGGGAUGUCAAAUAUACAGCCUAUAGGCUGGAGCUGGCCCACUGAACAUUUAAAAAAUAUAAAUAACCCUAUCUUAUUAAUUCAAUGAAUGAUGUGUGUUUUGUGAAAUAUUAGUCUAGCCCACCAUUAUUUUCAUAAGCAGAAAGUAAGCCCAUCAACAGAUUUGAGUUUGACACCCCUCCACUACUACAUGAAGAUGUUAAAGGCUGCUACGAAAUAGUUUUCUGUUUCAAUUCGGAUCCACGGAAAGUUUAUGAUUGUGUGUGAUUGGUGUGGGUGCGUAAGCAUUCCGCAAGUUUCCCUAUAACACCAGCUUAAAAAUCUUAACCCUUGUUUUUAGAAGCAGAUAGCCUACAAUGAUCAGAACAGGUAUUAUCUAUUAAAGAAGUAUGCCUGUAUGUGCCAACCUAAUACGUAUUAUGUUUGGAACAGUGUUGGUUAAAAGAACUAUUUUAACCUGUACUGGUUACUGUUCUUUUUUACAUAUCAGUUGGUGCAUGUGGACAGAUUCUUGGUCCAUGAUAUUGAUGUUCUCAAUAUGAAAGAAGGCAUGGACUUGAUGUAAAUGAAAGGCAAAUCUCACUUCAAGUUUUGUUAUCCUCAUUCAAUGUAUAUGGUAUUUGGUUUUUUAAAAUAUAUUUCAUAAUACCAAAUGUUUCUGGUUUGUCAGUCCGUUAAUCAGAUAAUUAGGAAUUUAGUAAAUUGACAGUAUUAUUUUAGUUCAAGUUGUAUGGGUCUCCAAUACAUAAAACUACUUAUAACAGCAGAAGGUUGGGGGUGGGGUAAAUUUGAUCUUUCCAAGAGACAUGGAGGGUUCCUGUGCCAUGUUAUACUCUUAAGAAAAGGAAUUUUGAAAAUAUUUCAUGAUCAAAUGUUUAAAGUGCCUCACUUGCUUAUUUUGAAUUUCUUAUCUCAGUAGAGAUGUAGUUUAAAAUCAGUUUGCCCAAAUCAGUUCUAAAAUAUUGCAUCAAUAAAAACAUUUAACAACUUUAACAGUAUUCAACUUUUUGGGGCAUUGAAGUCUUUGGUCUUCUGACAAAAAACUAAAAAAAAAAAACAAAAAAAACAAGUGUGUGAUGUUCCAGAAAGCUUUAAUUGUAAGUGGUUCAUAAAAAUUGAUAAUAUGCACUGAAUAUUCUGUAUCUUUUUCCUUGUGGAAAAUAUUUUCUAUCUUAACUCCAUAUACUUGUGAAUGUUAUUAAAAUUUUUAGGCAUAUAAUUUAUCACCAGUGGUAUAACAACUGCGGUAGCUUUUCUGAAAAUUAAGUUUCCAUGGUCAGAGUAAUAAAAGGGUUACCUGUAUCAGUGCUCUUUCCAACAACUUUAGAAACUGUCAGAGUGUCCUCUGCACUGUUGAAAUGUAGCUCACAAUUCUCAGAGAAAGACUUUUAUAGGUGAAUUAGUAUUAUUGUUGUUGUUUUUUCUUUUCUUUCUUCCUUUCAUUUAUUUCUGUUUGAGUCUUGCCAAAUAGAUUAAUUUGUCUUCCUUCCCUUCUUGAAAAGUUAGUACAUGCUAUACAACAAUGCUGCUGCACAUCAGAGCAACGCACGUAUUUUUGCUACCAAAGGAAAUAGGUAAAGAUCUUAGGACCCUCUUGAAAGUUCAUAAUUUUAGUGCUAUUGGAAAAUACCAAGUCUAAUAUUCAGCAGCACCUGAGUACUUGAAGUACACCUGGAUGACAGAUCACUUAACUUACCAGAAAGCCAGGUUUAUAUUUGCCACCAUAAUUCUUUGAAGGAAACCUUCAAGUUAAGAAUGAAUGGAAAAAAACCAAAACACUCAAACUUCAAUUCAUUGAAAUUCUGUCCAAAACUUGGGAGCAUUAAAAGUAGUUUGGGAAAAUCUCAGAAUUAACAGCCAAUCAAAUCUUUUUUAUUAACUAAGAUUAGAGACCCAACAAUUUUUAAGGACUCCUUGAAAAUUAAUAUAACUUGUUAUUCAAAGCCAGGGCCUUUUAAUUUCAUUUUGAAAGGAGUGUUCUUGAACAGUAUCGUUUUAGUCAUAUCAGCUUAACAACUUCUGCUUUUUCUUUCUUUUUAAUGAGUAUUUUUAACUUGUACUAAAUCUAAUAACAGUAAUAUCAAUUCUUAGGGUAAUUUUUGUUCCCUGAGUACAGCUAAGCUCUCUGUUAUUUAACAUCCUUUAAACUGGAACUGACAGUAUGGUAAUAGCAGAAGAUCACCGCAUGUGGAAUCAGGAAGGAGCAGGGUCAGAUCCUACCUGCAUCAGUCCUUGUGUCGUUUCCUUUCUGUGCCUCAGGUUCUUCAUCAGGUUGAUGACUACUAAAACUCCUUCCAGUUCUCCCGAUGUUCUCUCCCUAGCCAGAUGAGCCUGUUUAUAUCUAAGGUUGCAAAAAUACAAGAUAAAAAUGGGCACUAGCUGCAGUAUUGUGAAAGUUCACAAGAUGAGGACGUUUCUACAUCAAAGUAGAAACACUUUUGCUUCAAAAUGAGAUACCCACAAUUUUCUUUCCCAGAGCAGAAGUUAGAUUUUUUGGCAGUUGUAAAUAAUGAAAAGAUGGAAUGUUGAGACCUGUGUCAGCAGCCCCAAGGUAAGAUUCUUUUACUGUAUAAAAAAUGGGCCAAUGUUUACCCAUUUUUAGGAUUGAUAAGUACUAGAAGCAGUUUGUUUUGUAGUAAAUAACCCUUCAUGAACAGGAGAUUAAAUAUAUGUGAAAGGUAUCAAUUUUGAGAAGUUCUUGUAAAGAAUAUCUGAAUCAAAUUUUGGUGUUAUUUUAUUAUAUUAGAAGUCAUUGGAAUUUAGUAAUAUAUGCAUCGUACUACCAUAGUAGUGGCUAUUAGUCAGAAUACACUGUUCUUUAAAAUUGCCAGAUAACAGAGAGUUUACUGUAAUAUUUUAAAUUUUCCCUAUUGAAGUAGUUCUGUGUUUUUAACUCCUCUAAUCUUUUUUCUGUUGUCUUUUCUAAUCACUCAAGCUAGAGUAAUUUCUACCAAUUCAACAUUUAUAGCCAAAAGUUGUAUACUUUAUUCAUCAAAUAAAGUUAUAACCUAAACAAAUUUGAAUAGUAACUUUCCAGAAAGAGGAAUUGUGACUGGAAAUAAUAAAAAAGAAAAGGCAAUCCAGGAAGUUUGAAACAGAAAAUUACGGGUAAUAUCUAUUUCUACAGCACUCAUGGCAUUGUUUUUCCUAGAUGGGAGUCUCUUCUCCCAUAAAACAGCACAGGAAUCACAGAUUGUCAGUGGCAACUGGUGAUUCUCUGGGCAUUCUCUUCCCAGCAUCAUUUCCCACUAAAUGGCAUAACAGUAUUUUGGAUAAGUUCUUUUCCUGUUGCCUAUUAAAACCUAAAUCAGAAACACAGUCAUGAGUAGGUAAAGUGGGAGCAUUUCUUAUAUUGAGCCAUCCAUACAGGUAGAAAACACUGAACCCUGAAAUGUUACUGAUUCUCACCCCCUUUUCUCAUUGGUGCUAAAUAUUUAAUCCUAAGCAGUUUGCAUCUAAACUUCUAGGAAAGGACCAACUGAAGUACUCGGAAAAAGUUUAAAUGCAAAGAAAUGUUGACCCAAGUCUGACCAACCCAUAGAAUAGCCUUUCAGUAACAGUUCUGCCUUUAGUAUAUUCUGCAUUUUAUAAAAUAUUAUUUUGGCAUGAGAUAGUCACAUAAAAGUGCCACAGCUCCACUCUGGCAAAGUUGGGGAUCAUAAUUCAUGCUAAGAUAUGUGUAUCUGGAUUCAGCUCAUGGAAGACAUCUACCCUUGGCAAGUAAGUAAAAGUGUGGUAUGGAGGUAGGCCUUGUGACUGCAACCACCCCAACUAUGUAAUUUGUGUAUGGCAUCUCAAUGAAGAAGCCACUUGUCUCCACCAUGAAGUAGAAGAAAAGCCUUUGAUUGCAUGAAGGGUUAAAUAUUAGAGGUGUGCACUCAAGGUCAGAGAGUAUGGAAACUUCUAGGUAAGGGAAUUUGGACCAAGAUUCUGCCCUGAAUAUGUUGCCCAAUUAAUGAGACUGGAUUGGCAAAUAUAAGCCUUUAGAAAGAAAAAAUGAAAAUCAGUUUUUAACAUGAAUAGACUCUUUAACUUUUUGCUUUUCAGGGACCAUUUUUUAAAAUGCCAUUUGGGGCCUUUGCCAUCUAUCAUAACAACAUAGUUUGUCAAGCUUUGUACUACUAACAGUCUGAUCAGUUACAGACUUUCAUACCUCUCCCUGCAUACCCCCACACAGUUUUCACACUGAAAUACAUGGAAAAACUGUUCUUGCUAAGAUGGAAAGUUGUAUACUGUAUUCAUGUGUAGCUUUCAUGCUAGUGGAGUUGGUAUUGGUAGCGCCUUAAUUUUGCAGUUGUGAAAUGAUUGUACCAAUUAAGAAUCUGAUCUGUAUUUUUUAUAUAAUUAAAUGAGCAGGUUUGAACAAGUAAGUUUUAACAUAGAUAAACUUGAAAUGAAAUCAUGCUCUUACCUGUUUAAAGAUAGACAAUGUGUUCUUACAUCUGUGUAAUAUAAAUUAUUAAUCUGCGCCUUCUCUUUUAUAUUAAGUAUAAGACAGGUCCAUGUUGUCAUAACAGUGUUUGGCAUUCUUGUUGCAUAAGUAAAGCCAAACUGAAAUGCUGCAAUAUUCACUUCAUGUAUAUUUGUAAUAUUCAUUGCAAAUGUGUAUUUAAUUUAUGUGAUGUUUGGAAUAAAUAAAUCAAAUUCUCAUUGUUGCA